AUGAAGCUGAAGCAUGCCUGGGACGUAUGGGGGGAGUGGGAGAUCCGCGUGCUGGUCCUCUCCAGCCUCGCCCUGCAGGUCUUCCUCCUCUUCGCCGGCGGCCUGCGCAAGCGCGUCGCCGAGUGGUGGCUGCGAAUGCCGCUCUGGCUGGCAUACCUGCUCGCCGACUACGUCGCCAUCUACGCGCUAGGCAACCUAUCCCAGAACCAGAAGCUCUGCGACGGGUCCCGGGACGCCGAGAUGCACGUGCUCGUCUUCUGGGCCCCGUUCCUCAUCCUCCACCUCGGCGGCCAGGACACCAUCACCGCGUUCGCCGUCGAGGACAACGAGCUCUGGCUGCGCCACUUGCUCAGCCUCGUCUCGCAGGUCGUCCUCGCCGGGUACGUCUACUGGAAGUCGCGCCCGGGCGUCCGGCUCAUGGUGCCGGCGGUCGUCAUGUUCGUGGCCGGCGUGACCAAGUACGGCGAGCGGACGCUGGCGCUCAGGGCGGCGAGCAUGGGCAGCCUGCGCAGCUCCAUGCUGACGCCGCCGGACCCGGGCCCCAACUACGCCAAGUUCGUGGAGGAGUGCCAGUCGAGGAGGGACGCCGGGCUGGUGGCCAAGAUCGUCAUCGUGCCGGAGAGGCCUCCCGACGACGACACCCGCGUGGAGGUGAAGCGGGUGGCGUACAGCGACCUGGUGUACAGCGCGCACCGGCUCUUCCACACCUUCCGCCGCCUCUUCGUCGACCUCAUCCUCAGCUUCCAGGACCGCAUCGACAGCCUCGCCUUCUUCCGGAAGCUGGAGAUGGAGCAGGCGUUCAAGGUGGUGGAGAUCGAGCUGGUGCUCAUGUACGAGUCCCUCCACUCCAAGGCCCCCGUGAUCCACGGCUGGCUCGGUCGGGGCCUGCGCGUCUUCACCCUGGCCGCGCCCGUCGUGUCGCUCGUGCUCUUCGCGCGCACCGCCGGCGAGAUGCGAGGCUACGGCUACGCGAGCGUCGACGUCGACAUCUCCUACGUGCUCCUGGGCGGCGCCGUCUUCCUGGAGACCUACGCCAUCCUCCUGAUGGCCAUCUCCCCCUGGACGUACGCCGACCUGCGGGCCAGCGAGCGGCUCCGGCCGGCGGCGAAGGUGGUGUUCUGGCUCAUCGAGUUCUUCCAGCCGGAGACGAGGCCGAGGUGGUCGGACCAGAUGUCGCAGUACAACCUCCUCAGCUACUGCCUCAGGGACGAGCGCCGCUGGUACAAGGCGCUCAUGGAGUGGCUGGAGUGGAGGUGGAACAUCCGCGUGAAGACCAUGUGGGACAGCUGGAGGUACACGAAGAAGAUCGCCGUGUCGGAGCCGCUGAAGCGCCUCGUCUUCGAGCAGCUCAAGAGCAAGGCCAGCAGCACCAUGGACCCCAAGAGCUACCGGAAGCUCGGCGAGCACCGCGGCCAGUGGGCGCUCCAGCGCAAGGGCCUGUACCAGCAGCUGGGCUGGAGCGUCGACUGCGAGUUCGACGAGAGCAUCCUCCUCUGGCACAUCGCCACCGACCUCUGCUUCUACGCGAGCCAAGACGGUAUCGGCAGCGGCGGUGACGCUCUGCCGGCGCUGAGCAGGGAGAUAUCCAGCUACAUGCUGUUCCUCCUGGUGAUGCGCCCGUUCAUGAUGACGGCGAGCAUCGGGCAGAUCCGGUUCGGGGACACCUGCGCGGAGGCCAAGAGCUUCUUCCGGCGAGCCGACGAGGCCGGCGACGAGGCGGGGUGCGCGGCCAGGCUCCGGGCCGUGGACACGUCCAUCGCCGAGCCGCGGGACGUGAAGGGGGACCGGAGCAAGUCGGUGCUGUUCCAGGCGUGCAAGCUCGCGAGGCAGCUGCUGGAGCUGGAGGGCGCCACGGAGGCCAAGCGCUGGCGGCUCGUCGCCAGCGUGUGGGUGGAGAUGCUCUGCUACGCGGCGGGCAAGUGUGGCGGGGGCGCCCACGCCCGGCAGCUCAGCCAGGGCGGCGAGCUGCUCACCGUGGUGUGGCUGCUCAUGGCGCACUUCGGCGUCGGCGACCAGUACAGGGUGGAGUCUGGCCACGCCAGGGCCAAGCUCGUCGUUGACACGUAA
Messenger RNA from Miscanthus lutarioriparius, 2067 nucleotides. Lineage: Eukaryota; Viridiplantae; Streptophyta; Magnoliopsida; Poales; Poaceae. The record is from the annotation of a GenBank genome assembly.